AUGACAAUCAUUGCAUCAAUCAUUACUUUAUCAAAUCCAAAACAAUCAACUACUGGCUCUGUUUCAACUGUUAGUGCUGCAUUUAAAUUUGGUUCAAAUAGUGUUUCAUGCGGAGGUAGUUCAGGCUCUGGUUCUGGUUUAUUAGGAGGAAAUAAAGGUUUACUUGGUUUACUAGGCGGUUUAGGUGGUUCUCCAAAUUCAAAAGUUGGUGUCAAUAUUGGCGGUGGAAUGGGACCACAAACAGGUUCAAUGAUGGGAGGAGGUCAACCAAAUUAUUGUGGUUGUAAUUAA
Molecule: messenger RNA, 291 nt
Organism: Dictyostelium discoideum AX4
Lineage: Eukaryota; Evosea; Eumycetozoa; Dictyosteliales; Dictyosteliaceae
Exons: 2
Coding region: 1-291 (96 amino acids)
Source: RefSeq, a predicted model, not a curated record